AUGAAGAGAAUGUUAGUAAGAGAUUUCAUAUAUGAUCGUCUCUAUCAUCCAGUGGAGGGAUAUUUUGUUAAGAAUAUUCAGCUUGGAGCACUCAAAAAACCAAUUGAAUUUAAAUAAUUGCUAGGCUAUGAGGAUUAUACAAAAAAAUUAGCAGAAAAUUAUCCUGAAAAUUAAUGGUUGACUCCAUCAGAGGUAUUCAGACCGUAUUAUGGGAUAACACUGGGGAAUUAUAUAAAUUAAUAAUUUCGAUUCACUCGAAAAGAGAAAUUGAGAAUAGUAGAAAUUGGUGCGGGAUAUGGUGCAGCAUGUGAAGGGGUUUUAUAUUAUAUGAGGAAUCACUAACCUCAAACAUUUUCAAAUAUGGAAUAUCACUUAGUUGAUAUCUCACCUGAAGCAUGUGCUUAAGCAUAAAUAAGGCUGUCUCAAGAUUUCAAACAAUAAAUCAAAAAAGGAAAUUUAAGAAUAUUUAAUUAGGACUUUUUGAAUUACAAAUAGCAUACUUAAAAUAAUGAGAUGUGGUUUUUUGUAUUUCUUGAGGUUUUUGAUAAUCUUGCCCAUGACAAAGUAAUUGAUGGGAAAUAAGUUUAUGUUGAAAACAUGCAAGAAUUUGCUGAGACAAUCAGUGAUCCAUUAAUCAAAGAGGUUUAUGCUAUGUAUCAGUAAUUUAAAUAACAAAACAAAGAUUAAGAUGAGAAUCUUGAGGAUCGAUUCUUAUUUAAUACGUUAAGAAAAGUGAUUAGUAAAUAUUAUGGAAAUUAGAAAUCUAACAGCAUAUUUUUACCAACUGGAGCAUUAUAAGUAUUGAAACACAUCAAAUCUAAUUUUCAAAACCCUUCUUUAGUGAUUGCAGACUUUGAUUUGCUCAAAAAUAACUUCACCCAAGAAUCUAUUAAUGCUCCGAUUGUGUCUAAGAAAUUGGCGAAACCUCAUGAGAGAUUAGAUUAUGAGUCAUAUUUAGUAGAAAGAGGAGUUGCAGAUAUCUUCUUUCCCACCGAUUUUAAUUUUGUCUAACAUAUGGUUAAACAAAUUUUAGGGAUGGAUUCUCAAAUCUUCAAGGCGUACUAAUUUGCUGAAUAGUUUUCUUAGAGUUCUUGGACGACAACUAAAUCUGGGUAUAAUCCUUUGAAAGAGGACUUUGGUAAUACAAGCUUCUUAGUCACUGAUCAUAGUUGA
Messenger RNA from Paramecium tetraurelia, 1173 nucleotides. RefSeq lists its product as uncharacterized. NCBI's taxonomy places the organism in Eukaryota, Ciliophora, Oligohymenophorea, Peniculida, Parameciidae. The record is from RefSeq and is a predicted model, not a curated record. The transcript is spliced from 2 exons. Gene Ontology annotation, cellular component: mitochondrion. Gene Ontology annotation, molecular function: protein-arginine omega-N symmetric methyltransferase activity.